Salvia hispanica is the source of this 3862-nucleotide messenger RNA. RefSeq names its product protein FLOWERING locus D-like protein (gene FLD). NCBI's taxonomy places the organism in Eukaryota, Viridiplantae, Streptophyta, Magnoliopsida, Lamiales, Lamiaceae. The record is from RefSeq and is a predicted model, not a curated record. Gene Ontology annotation, molecular function: oxidoreductase activity; protein binding.
UUCAAUUACGCUCUCCCAAUAAGGGUAAUGCCCAAAACUCUCCCUCCCAUGGCGUUUCUCUGCAACUGAUUUUUUGAUUUUAUGACUGCAAACCUUUUCAUGGAUUCAUCAAGCCAAAACUCUAAUUCGCCAACCUCUAAUCAGGUCGAUGCUUCUCUCCAAUCCGCCCUUCCUCCCAUUCCUUCAAGCUCUAACCCCACCGCAGCUCGUCACUCCAAUUUGAAUCCCAACAUUGUGCAAAACCCUACUUCAGAUGCCAAUUCAGUCCAUGAUCACUUUCUUUUUGUGGCGAUACCCAAAGGCAAAAGGCGAGGCCGGCCCCGGAACCUGACACCACACCAAAACCAUGUAAGGCUGUCUUCUCUGUCUCUCAAUAGCGGCGUGAGUACUACAGGGGCUUCUUUGGAAAGUUCUAGUUCAGGCCAGGUUAUUAGGACUAGGCUGCAUAGCCGAGGCAGUCUAGCGUCGAAGAAACAUGGAUCCAGUUCAAAUUAUGCUACUCCGGCAAAGAAAAGUGUGGACGACAUGUCUGAUGAGAUCAUCGUGAUAAAUAAGGAUGCCACUGCUGAGGCAUUGACUGCGCUUACAUCCGGAUUCCCGGCUGAUUCGCUUACUGAUGAGGAAAUAGAUUAUGGGGUUGUUUCCGUGGUGGGAGGAAUAGAACAGGUUAACUAUAUAUUGAUUAGGAAUCAUAUAAUUACUAAGUGGCGUGAGAAUGUGUCGAGUUGGAUAACGAAGGAAAUGUUUGUGGACAUUGUGCCAAAGCAUUUUGGGGCACUAUUGGAUAGGGCUUAUGGUUACUUAGUUACACACGGGUAUAUUAACUUUGGGGUGGCGCCUGGAAUAAAGGAGAGGAUUCUGGUUGACCCGAAACAACCAAGUGUGAUAGUGGUUGGGGCUGGGCUUGCGGGCUUGGCUGCUGCAAGGCAGUUGAUGGCUUUUGGUUUUAAGGUUACAGUCUUAGAGGGUAGGAAGCGUGCUGGAGGGAGAGUGUAUACAAAGAAAUUAGAAGGUAACAAUAGGGUAGCAGCUGUGGAUUUGGGGGGGAGUGUGCUAACAGGCACUCUGGGGAAUCCACUUGGGAUUCUGGCUAGGCAGUUGUCGUUCUCACUUCAUAAGGUGAGGGAUAAGUGCCCUCUAUAUAGAGUGGAUGGGACACCUGUUGAUCCUGUAUCAGAUCGGAAAGUAGAGGCUGGUUUCAAUCAGCUUUUAGACAAAUUAAGUAAAAACAGGCAGUUAAUGGGGGAGGUUUCGCAGGAUGUGUCUCUUGGGGCUGCUUUGGAGACGUUCAGGGAUCCCUUAGAUGAAGAGGAAAUGAACUUAUUUAACUGGCAUCUCGCAAACUUGGAAUAUGCAAACGCCAGUCUGCUGUCUAGGCUUUCAUUAGCCUUUUGGGAUCAAGAUGAUCCAUAUGAUAUGGGAGGGGACCAUUGCUUUCUUCCUGGUGGAAAUGGAAGACUGGUUCAGGCAUUAUUGGAGAACGUUACUAUUCAUUAUGACAAAAUUGUCCAGGCCAUCCGUUAUGGCAGUGAUGGGGUGCAGGUUGUUGUUGGUGGAGGCCAAGUUUAUGAGGGUGAUAUGGUUCUUUGCACGGUACCCCUGGGGGUUCUGAAAAGUCGGUCUAUUGAGUUUAUCCCUGAGUUGCCUCAGAGGAAGCUUGAUGCGAUAAGGAGACUGGGAUUUGGCUUGUUAAACAAGGUUGCGUUGCUCUUUCCCCAUGCAUUUUGGGGGACUGAUCUAGAUACAUUUGGCCAUCUCUCUGAUCAUCCUAGCCGUCGAGGAGAGUUCUUUCUUUUCUAUAGCUAUGCAACCGUUGCUGGUGGUCCACUUUUGAUAGCUUUAGUAGCAGGAGAAGCUGCGUACCGGUUUGAGACUGCAGAUCCUACUGAUUCUGUGCAAAGAGUGCUUCGGAUUCUAAGAGACAUAUACGAGCCACAAGGCAUUGAAGUCCCAGAUCCUAUUCAAACUGUCUGUACAAGAUGGGGAGGUGACCCCUUAAGUUGUGGUUCUUACUCGAAUGUUUCAGUUGGGGCAUCAGGAGAUGAUUAUGAUAUUUUAGCAGAAAGUGUGGGGGACGGGAGACUUUUCUUUGCUGGCGAAGCUACCAAUCGGCGUUAUCCAGCAACCAUGCAUGGCGCUUUGCUUAGUGGGUUCAGAGAAGCUGCCAAUAUGGCUCAAUAUACUAAAGUUAGAGCAUCAAAAAUAAAAGCUGAGAAGAUUCCAUCACAAAAUGCACACACAUGUGCUUCUAUUCUUGCAGAUUUAUUCAGGCAGCCUGAUGUGGAAUUUGGCAGUUUUGCCUUGCUAUUUAGUAGAAAAAAUGCUGAUCCUAUGGCUAUUUUGAGGGUUACAUUUGGUGGACACAGAAAGAAACCGGAUCAGCAAUUUUCUAACAAGUUACUUUUUGAGCAACUUCACUCUCAUUUUAAUCAGCAGCAGGAGUUUCAUGUUUACACACUGCUACCUAAGCAACAAGCCCUCGAGCUGAGAGAGGUAAGGGGAGGUGAUGAGACUAGGCUAAAUUACCUUGAGAAGGUUGGUGUCAAGCUGAUUGGAAGAAAGGGUUUGGGGCCAUCAGCGGAUUCCAUAAUUGCUUCGGUUAAGGCUGAGAGGAGCAGCCGCAGGCGCAGCCGUAACCGCAAUCCUUCUUUAUCUGGAAUGCCAAAGCCGCGAGUAGCUGCCACCAACCCUAGACAGAUUAGGAAGGCUAAAAUUAUACGGCACAACAACAACAUAUUUUCCAGCCCAAGCAAAAAUAUCGAAAGUAAAGCUGGCAGCAGUGGCAGUCUUGCAGAGUCUAGGAUAUUGGUCAAUAGUAAUGGCUCAGAUACUGGAGUAAGAGCAGUUAUGAGUAAUAAAGACCAACCUCCUCCAAACUCACUUGACUGUGUUGACUCUACUAGUGAAAGUACAUGCCCUAUCUCUCAAAAUAAUGGGCAUAAUAAUGGUAUAGCAACUCCUUUGGGUCUUCCAAUCGGGUCAAUGGCGUCAUGCAGCGAUAACAGCCUUGCACCCCCGGAUUCAAAUGAUGUGCUGAUAUUGGCCGACGAACAAAGUUCUACCCCUUCGAACUUUCUUGGCAGCAGCCUGAUUCCUGCCAGUUCAAGCAGCUUAGAGACAGUUUUAAGUGUUACAGACAAUCUGUCUCUGCCACAUGUGGAUGUUCUUAUGGGCUUACCGGGUGAUACCAGUGCUUCCAACACUCAGUUGAUUGGUUGUCAGUCUUCUGAAAUCGAGGCUACAGCAGUAAGCAGAAAUUGCAGCAUGGCACCUUCUAGUUCUAAUCUUCACAGCGUUGGCCCUCAGACUCAAGACAGUGCUAUGGAUAUUGCUGAUAGUAUUAGCUGCAUAUCUAAUCAAGACAACAUUUUUGAAGAUAUCUUGAAUGAAUUGCUUCCUCCUUCUAGCACAAACUCCAGUACUUGGCAAUUCACAGGAAAAUUGUAGGAGUUGAAGUCGGUGUCAAGGACACUCGUUUCUCUGUGUGACUGAAUGAAGUAUAAGACAAAGACAAACUCCAUUUCUUCCUGUAGAUAUGUAGCAGUUCCUAUAAGUUCCCUUUUGCACUACAUGAUUUUUAUUCUUUCUAUAUUGAGAUGUGAGGUUGUCUAUUGUGAUUUUGUCCUAUGUAGAGAUGUAAUUUACUUAUUGUUGUAGUGAAUGCUUUAGUUUUUCCUUCUCCAACUCAAUCCUUGCUGCAGCUUAUUUAAAUUAGGAUGGUUAGUUCCUACACAUUGUUUUUUUUAUAAAGAUUGUCUCUUCCUUUCUUAGGGCCUUUGGGUUGCACCUCUGUAUUUAAUUUUUGAAAGUUUAUGUUACAUUUAAUUGGUUUGUUUAUUAUGAUAAUCUGAGCUUGAAUUUU